This is a messenger RNA of Cygnus atratus (black swan), 552 nucleotides long. It is a transcript of the gene TCF15, whose product is annotated as transcription factor 15. NCBI's taxonomy places the organism in Eukaryota, Metazoa, Chordata, Aves, Anseriformes, Anatidae. Bases 1 to 552 code for a protein of 183 amino acids. Gene Ontology annotation, biological process: developmental process; regulation of transcription by RNA polymerase II. The record is from RefSeq and is a predicted model, not a curated record. The transcript is spliced from 2 exons. Gene Ontology annotation, molecular function: RNA polymerase II transcription regulatory region sequence-specific DNA binding; DNA-binding transcription factor activity, RNA polymerase II-specific; protein dimerization activity.
AUGGCCUUCACCAUGCUGCGCCCCGUGGCCGCCCGCGUGCUCUACCCGGACCUGGGCAUGCUGUCGGAGGACGAGGAGAACCGCAGCGAGAGCGACACCUCGGACCAGUCGUACGGCUGCUACGAGGCCGUGGAGGCGCGCCGCAAGGUGGCCCGCAAGCCGGGGCCCAUGGUGAUGGUGAAGCAGAGGCAGGCGGCCAACGCGCGCGAGCGGGACCGGACCCAGAGCGUCAACACGGCCUUCACGGCCCUGCGCACCCUCAUCCCCACCGAGCCCGUGGACCGCAAGCUGUCCAAGAUCGAGACCCUCCGCCUGGCCUCCAGCUACAUCUCGCACCUGGCCAACGUGCUGCUGCUGGGCGAGGGCUGCGAGGACGGGCAGCCCUGCUUCAGUGCCAUCUACGGGGCCAAGGGCGACCUGGACAGCAAACAGCCCCGCAGCAUCUGCACCUUCUGCCUCAGCAACCAGCGCAAAGGGGGCGGCCGGAGGGACCUCGGGGGCAACUGCCUGAAGGUGCGGGGGGUCACCCCGCUGCGGGUGUCGCGGAGAUGA